Messenger RNA from Brienomyrus brachyistius, 2201 nucleotides. It is a transcript of the gene commd4, whose product is annotated as COMM domain containing 4. The record is from RefSeq and is a predicted model, not a curated record. The transcript has 8 exons. NCBI's taxonomy places the organism in Eukaryota, Metazoa, Chordata, Actinopteri, Osteoglossiformes, Mormyridae. The coding region runs from base 225 to 824 and encodes 199 amino acids.
AAAGCCGGCUGUUACGUCUUUUUCAUACCCUAUCUACACCAUAUAGGUUCAUCCCAGUGUCUACAUGACAUAUGCAGAAAUGAGACGAUCACAGUGAUUCUGAAAAUAAUAUGAGUGAUUAUGGAAUAUUUGGUUUGCGGGCUUAAUAACUCCGAGUUAGACACCAGUCGUCCAACCCGAAGGGGAAAUCAGUCAGCUGAUCAGCAUUUACUGAAGACUAGAAAAUGAGGUUCCGCUUUUGCGGAGACUUGGACUGUCCGGAUUGGGUGCUUGCGGAAAUCAGCACUUUGGCAAAAAUAUCCAGCGUAAAGAUGAAACUUCUUUGUGUCCAAGUGCUGAAGGAUCUACUUGGAGAGGGCAUUGAUUAUGAUAAAGUUGCAAAACUCACUGCAGAUGCAAAGUUUGAGACUGGUGAUAUAAAAGCUAGCGUGGCAGUGCUGAAUUUCAUCCUCUUUAGCGCAGCUAAGAAUGACGUGGACAGUGAGUCCCUAUCCAGUGAGCUGCAGCAGCUGGGCUUGCCCAAAGAGCACGCAACGGGUCUGUGCAAGUCGUACGAAGACAACCACUCUGCCUUGCAGGACAGACUUCGGGAAAGCAGUCUGCGCUUGAAUCGCCUGGAGGACAUCUCAUGGCGCGUGGACUACACACUCAGCUCCAGCGAGAUGAAGGAUGUCAGGGAACCAGUGGUCCAGCUCCGGCUCCGGGCCCAAGGCAUCGAUCCAGGCUCCACACAAUCGACCGUAUUCUCUGUUAGUGCAGACAAGUUCAGGGUCUUGCUGAUGGAACUCAAGCAAGCCCAAGCCUUGAUGAAUUCCCUGCAUUGAAGGAAGCACCAAUUUGCACUGACAAUUUUUCAUCUAGAAAUGCAUUCAUUCAAUUACAUUUAACGACAGCAGGUUCAUUAAGGCAGCUGGCGAAUGGUGGUGUUAUUUCCGUGCAGGAGAAACUGCAUAAAAGCAGUGUGAAUACUUCAGAAGGUCAUUUAAUUCAUGAAUGGAUGCAGAAGCCUUUUCAGGAAAGCGGAUAGCAGGAUAGAUAGAGAACCAAGCAAUUCAGAAAACUGUAGGACAGUUCAAGGUACUUCUGCUGCUAUGAACAGUUGUUUUGUUGUUGUUGCAUUAAAAAGUUGCCUAAGGAACAAAGUACAUUUAGUUUUGGGUAGAGAUGGGCUGAGAAACUGCCUUGCAGUGGGUAACUGCAUGUCAGCAUGCAGUACUGUCUUUUAUAAUUUGGUGCUUUAAUCUUCCGUUUAUCUUAUUACAGAGUGCAUGUCUAGUGUUACCCAACAAGGCAGUGCAGUUCAAGGGUAGGACUGACGUCAUGGAAACUGUGACAUAGGAUCUGAUUUAAUGUUUUAUUGGAUAUGGGAUUUGAAUUGUUUCCGCAGACUUAAAACUUAGGGAACAUUUCAUAUGGUUGAGAUGUCAAAGUCUUGGUGAGCCUGUAUACAUUCUUCUGCUAAUGAAAACUGGUUUGUGAUGUAGAAUGCAAUUCUGGUUAUUUAUUGUGCAACUCAUUUCUUAAAAAGCAACUGAGAUGGGAACGCCAAGGGAAUUCGAUUUCAAAUUUACAUUUGGCAUUAUUUUGCCGUUUCAUACAUUAAACGGAGUAUCACGUUUUUUUUUCUCUCCACGCAAUUAAAGAUGUCUCUAUGUAUACAAUAUCCACAGCAUAUCAUUGGCUUUUCUUUGUAUAGUUGUAUUGUGUAUCUAAAUUAUUGUAGUCAAACUAAUUGUCCAAAAAUGAAUUAUUGCAAGUAAUGUUUAGAGACACUUCGGGUAGCUGUUUUAACAUGAUGUGCUGUUGAAUGUUGGAGAGGUGCCCAACUUUAAUUGCUUUGAUUAAAACUAAAAUAAAAAUUAAAGUUCGACCUAUACUAUAUCUGCAACAUUACCAGUUAAAGUGAGCUGUUCAUUACGGGUACGUCCGUUGUUUUCUGCUGGGGUGGGACUUAAAACAAAGUGAUUGAUAUUUUCGGUGUAGCCUAUAUAUCAACUUCCUGCAACAGAACAUUGCUCUAUAAAUAUUUACAUUUAAACGACGUAAAAUUUGAGAACUUGCCUUACUUGCUUGAAACUAAUGUAUGACGUCAGUUAAAUCUAAUUUGCUGGUUUAAGAAGGCUACCCCUAAAAAUAGAUUGCAUUGAUUUAAACAUUUAUUUUCUUAAUUUUAUAGUGAAUAAAUACUAAUGAUGAUAAUA